Prunus armeniaca (apricot) is the source of this 636-nucleotide messenger RNA. The record is from the annotation of a GenBank genome assembly. NCBI's taxonomy places the organism in Eukaryota, Viridiplantae, Streptophyta, Magnoliopsida, Rosales, Rosaceae.
AUGUCUCAAGCCCUCACAAAAUCUCCUAAACACUGUGGCAAUAAGCAAGGACUGAACAUUGGAAAGCUCUACAAGAAGCUAUUCCUGGUAUUCUCUACACUUUCCACCACAAUUCUGUCUAUCAUAUUACUUGUUUGGCUUAUCCUGCACCCCACCAAACCAGAGUUCUCACUCAAAGAAGCCGAUAUCUACCAGCUCAACCUCUCAGGCAGCCACCUUCUCAACUCAUCUGUUCAGCUCACUCUGCUUUCCAAGAACCCAAACCAGAAAGUUGGGAUUUACUACGACGAGCUUAAAGUGUAUGCUGCAUACAAGGGUCAACAAAUCACUGUUUACACUUCUCUUCCUCCCUUCUACCAAGGACAUGAAGACAGCAAUGUCUUGACAGCUUCUUUGGUAGGAACGGGUCUGCCUGUGGCUCCCUCCUUUGGUUAUGAAGUGGGGCGUGACCAAACAGCUGGUAGACUGGUUUUAAACCUCAAAGUGAUCGGGAGGCUUCGAUGGAAGGUCGGGACUUGGGUCUCCGGGAAGUACAGAGUGAACGUGGACUGUCUUGCUGUCAUGGCUUUUGGUCCUUCUAUCCCAACUGGUCCACUCACUUCAAGGCAAGGAACUCAGUGUUCUACCACCGUCUGA